Molecule: messenger RNA, 1377 nt
Organism: Rotaria sp. Silwood2
Lineage: Eukaryota; Metazoa; Rotifera; Eurotatoria; Philodinida; Philodinidae
Source: the annotation of a GenBank genome assembly
AUGGUUGCAUUAGGACCUGCCCUUGGCUUUUUAAUGGGUUCUGCACUUCUUUCUCAAUGGAUAAAUAUUGGUCGUAAUGAAAUUCCAAAUGGCAUAACAACAAAUGAUCCUCGUUGGAUUGGUCGUUGGUGGGCUGGAUUUCUUGUAUCAGCAUGUUCAUUAACAAUUUUGUCAUUUUUUCUUUGUACAUUUCCUGCUAAAUUAUCACGAGAUAUUAAUCAAACAGCCGAAUCAGUAGAUGUAACACAAUCAACAAAUUCAGUAUGUGCUCUUGGUCAAGCUGCAACAAGACGUCAUACUUUACCCAAAUUAACAAAUCCAACACAAUGUAAAUCUUUAUGUCAAAUAUCAAAAAUAAAAGAUAUUUUUACAAGUAUAACUGAUCUUUUAAUGAAUUUCACAUAUCUUUUAAUUGUUUUGAUUAAUUCAGUAGAAAGUAUACUUGUUGUAUCAUUUACAACAUUUAUGGUAAAAUAUAUCGAAUCUGUAUUUAAUUUAUCUUCAUCAUUAUCAAGUACAUUAACUGGUUCAAUCGUUGUUCCAGCAGCUGUAUUUGGUACAUUCACAGGUGGAUAUUUAGUUCGUCGUUUUCAUAUGGGCAUUCUUCAAUGUGUAAAAAUGAUUUUAAUUGUUUGUUUAAUAUCAUGGUUUGGUUUAUUUGCACUUUUAUUUCUAAAAUGUCAAUCAACAACUAUAUAUCAAGGUGAUACAGAAUGUUCUAAAUCGUGUCAUUGUUCGCCCUAUGUAUAUGAACCAAUUUGUUAUCAAGAACAAGUUACUUAUCUUUCACCAUGUCAUGCUGGUUGUACAUUUAUUAAUGGAACAGAUUAUUCAAAUUGUAAAUGUUUAUCAAAAGGAGAAAAUGUUCGUUUAGGUUCGUGUCAAAAUACAUGUUUUACUGAAACAUUUUUAUUUUUAUCGAUAUUAUUUGUUGUGACAUUUUUUCAAACAUUAAUGGCAACACCACAAUUAAUGAUAAUAUUACGUUCAGUUCAACAUGAACUUCAAUCAUUUGGUUUAGGUUUAGAAAAUUGUAUCAUGAAAAUUCUUGCUCAAAUUCCUGCACCAAUCUUAUUUGGAAUUAUUAUUGAUAAUCAAUGCUUAUUUUGGUCUCAAGCAACAUGCGAUCGUCGUGGAUCAUGUUUUAUAUAUAAUGGAGAUCGACUUCCAUUUACAUUGUUUGGUACAGCAAUUAUUAUUAAAGGAAUUUCAUUUUUUCUUUUAAUUAUUUUACUUAUUGUGACGAUAAGACGACAUAAACUACCAAAUAAUCCUUCUUCUUCUUCUCCUCAUUCUGAUCCUGAUCAUCCUCUUCCUCCUUCUGCAACAUUGCAAUCUCAAGAACAAGAAGACCCUUUAAUUAUUUCAACUUCAUAG